AUGCAAAGAGUGGGUAGCCUGAAGCACAAUAAGCGCGGGCUAGUGCAGAAUCCGGUCUGGGACGGUCACGAUCUUUUCAAGGGAGGAAUUGCCAUCUAUCGGAACAUCCAGGUCGUUUUCAUGUCCACAUUUGUCGAUGUCAAUAUACCCAAAGACAUCCGUGGAAAAGUCUCCAAUAAAACGCACCUGGGUCUAUCGAUAUUCGACAAUGCCUUCUACCUUCGGCGGGAGGGUACCCACAGCGGAGUCUUCGUCUGCUAUAGUCGUUCUACUUGA
Letharia columbiana is the source of this 276-nucleotide messenger RNA. RefSeq lists its product as uncharacterized. The record is from RefSeq and is a predicted model, not a curated record. The coding region runs from base 1 to 276 and encodes 91 amino acids. NCBI's taxonomy places the organism in Eukaryota, Fungi, Ascomycota, Lecanoromycetes, Lecanorales, Parmeliaceae. The transcript has a single exon.